CUACUUCGAGGGGUAGGUGGCAUCUAAAAUGAUUCUACUGUGUUUUUUCAUGUUAGUCGCCUCUUCUUCAGAAGCCAUCAAACGAGAAUGGGCUUCGGAAGUUACAGCAUUUUCGUCACAGUACAGCUCAUCAAGCUACUCGGCAAAACAGAUAUUGGGAAAACCGAAUGUCUAUCCUAAAUAUAGCGCUGGUCCAUUGACAUGGAUGCAGUCGAGUUAUAAUGCAAAACAAUACAUAGAGUUGAAAUUCCCGGAAAAGAUUUGGCUAACUGAGGUUAACAUUUAUGAAACUUAUAAUGCUGGAGCUGUCACUGGAAUAUUGGCGAAAAAUGAAGAAAAUCGAUGGAUUGAAAUAUUUAAGGCUCCAUAUGCACACUUAAUCAAGAGAUCUAGGAUAUUUUCCCCCAAAAUAAAAAGAUUGAACUUUCCUGUAAAUGAGCUGAGAAUCGAAGUUGAUUGUACUGUCUCCGGUUCAUAUGUAGCUAUUGACGCAGUUGAAAUCGUUGGAGGUGGUUGUCCUAGACGAUUUAAAAAACUCUGGGAUUCUUGUUAUCUGAUCAGAAAAGCUACAGUGUCAGCUGACACUGCAUUCGCCAACUGUUUAGAUGCUGGUGGAUAUCUGGCCAACUUUGAAACUCUCGAAGAGGCUUUGCGAAUGAAAAAUUUUCUAAAGAAAAUGCAUACAGGUUAUAACUACUUUGUCGGGGGAAGAAAUAUAAACAGAAGAACGUCCGGAGGAGAUUGGAGAUGGAUCAAGAAGGGACAAAUGACUAAGAUGAAAUAUUUUGCCUUUGCUGCCGGAGAACCCAAUGGAUCUGACAGCGCUCCUCAGGACUGCAUGAUGUUUUAUGCAAGAAGCCGCUACAAGUUUCACAAUAUCUAUUGUGAUAACGGUUCAUAUCUUGGUGGCUAUAUCUGCGAAGCAUGAAAAUUGUCAAAUUGAAUAUGAUGCAAUAAACUGAAAGCAUUUA
Molecule: messenger RNA, 971 nt
Organism: Saccostrea echinata
Lineage: Eukaryota; Metazoa; Mollusca; Bivalvia; Ostreida; Ostreidae
Exons: 8
Coding region: 29-928 (299 amino acids)
Source: RefSeq, a predicted model, not a curated record